AUGAUCCAGUGUUUUGGAACUGGACCAAUAGAGGAUGUAACAGUCAAGCUUUUCCCUUUUUCCCUGCAAAAUCUGACAAAUUUGCCAAAAUCUGCCCUCAGUGUGCCAAACAAGGCGAGCACCAGCCCCAGUCGUGUCAUCAACAACAGUCCUCUCCACAGCCCACAGCUCUCACUGGCACACAGCCCUGCUAUAGAGAUGGAAAAGCUGGCCAAGGCCCAGAGUAAACUCCUGGAGAGUCAGUGAAACCAAACUCCUACCAUUUCUCCAGAAACCAGAGAGCAACUUUGUUAUGUUUAAGGUACCCUGUCUGAGAAGGGCCGCUUCCUGUCGGACAUCUUUUCCCCUUUGUGGACCUCAAGUACAGCGGUCUAUUUGUUUUUCCCGAUGUGCUACAUCACCACGUGGUUCUUGUUUGCUGGGCUCUACUUCUUGAAUGCUUCUUUUAGAGGUGACCUAGGACAAGAGGGACCCCUUGGUACCCCUAAAGACCAUCUCGUAGACCAAAGGACCAGCUAUUUAGCUGUAGAUGGCUGCAUCUCAGCUUUACUCUUUACGCUGGAGACGCAACGCACCAGUGGUUAUGGAUCCUGCACCAUGUCUCCCACCUGCUAUGAAGGUGUGCUGCUGCUCAUGAUACAGUGUAUUAUUGGGUCCAUGAUAGAUGCACUCAUGGUGGGUUGCAUUUUUGUCAAAGUAUCCCAGCCUAAGAAGCGGGCCAGUUGCACUUGCAAUAUUGCCAUCCGUGAUGACCAGAUCUGUUUGAUGUUCCGUCUGGGGGGCCUCAGAGAAAGCCACACGGUGGAUGCCAAGGUCCGUGCCUUGUUAAUCAAGUCCCGUCAAACAGCUGAGGGUGAGUUCUUCCCGCUUGUGCAGACAGAGAUUGACCUUGGUUAUGAAACUGGUUCAGACCGACUGUUCCUGGUGGAGUCUCAAGUCAUUCAGCACAACAAUGACUCUCUUAGUCAACUCUGGGAACUGGGCCCUGAGCAGCUGAGAUCACAACAGUUUGAAAAAAUUGUUAUCUUUGAAGGAAUUGUUGGGGCCACAGGCAUAAUGUGCCAAGCCAAAACAUCCUAUACUGAGGUGGAGAAUGAGUGGGGCCCUCGCUUUGAACCCUGCAUGACACUGGAGAAGGGCUCAUUCAGAGUAGACCUGCGUUUGUUCCACACCACCUACCCGGUACCGCUGCCUACCUGCAGUGCAAGCCAGGCACAUCAGUUAAUGGCUCUGGCAGACUGUAAACUCCAAAACUCCAAGGCCAGCAGGGACUCUGGAACCUGGGCAGAGGGAAGGGCAGAGGAGGACAAAGACAAACAACCAUCUCAUGGAGGACUCACUAUAGAUAACAUUCAGGAGGAGAGAGCAUCUGUCAAAGUGCGGGGGAGUGCAUAA
Xiphias gladius (swordfish) is the source of this 1395-nucleotide messenger RNA. RefSeq names its product G protein-activated inward rectifier potassium channel 4 (gene kcnj20). NCBI's taxonomy places the organism in Eukaryota, Metazoa, Chordata, Actinopteri, Istiophoriformes, Xiphiidae. Gene Ontology annotation, molecular function: inward rectifier potassium channel activity. Gene Ontology annotation, cellular component: plasma membrane. Gene Ontology annotation, biological process: potassium ion import across plasma membrane; regulation of monoatomic ion transmembrane transport. The record is from RefSeq and is a predicted model, not a curated record.